AUGUUAGCCAGAAGUAACAGUGAGGACCGGGUCUUGGUCAAGAAUAACUUUGUUUUGCCAAUCUGGGCUGUGCUGGUAGGAGGAGGGAGGAGGACCUGGAGAGAGAAAAGAAAACAACACCGCAGUGUUAGCACCUCGCCACCUGCUACCGGAGGAAGAGUCGGAGUCCUUACGCAUGGCGGGGAAGCCCAAGCUUCACUACUUCAAUGGCCGGGGCAGAAUGGAGUCCAUCCGGUGGCUCCUGGCUGCAGCAGGGGUAGAGGUGGAACUCUGAUGUAUGAACAAGUGCCUAUGGUCGAAAUUGAUGGAAUGAAUCUGGUGGAAACCAGAGCUAUCCUAAGAUACCUAGCUGCAAAAUACGACUUGUAUGGAAGAAACCUGCAUGAACAAGCCUGGAUUGACAUGUACGUGGAGGGCUUGAAGGAUCUGAGUGACAUGAUUAUGUUCUUUCCACUCUCUCUGCCCGGAGAGAAGGAGAUGAAUCUUGAAUACAUCCUUGAAAGAGCCACUACAAGAUUCUUCCCUGUCUAUGAGAAGGCACUAAGAGACCAUGGGCAAGAUUUUCUUGUGGGCAGCCGGCUGAGCUGGGCCGAUAUACAGCUCCUUGAGGUCAUCUUCAUGGCUGAAGAGUGCAAACCCAGUGUCCUCACAGGCUUCCCUCUGCUACAGGAGUUCAAGGCCAGAAUCAGCUGCAUUCCCACAAUUCACAAAUUUCUCCAGCCUGGAAGCCAAAGGAAGCCUCCACUAGAUGAAGGCUGCACUGAGACUGUGAAGAACAUAUUCAAAUUUGAACGUGGCAUGUUUCUUAAAAACAUGGGUACUAUAGUAGCUGAGUACUAACAAAUGAAGAGGUCUAAAGGACUCGGCACAGGUUUCACUUCGUACUUGUAGGAGUACCCACAAAGGUAUCAUAAGGUCACUUUGAUAAAGAUAAGCAAAAGGAAAUAACCUACCUAAUACUUGCUAUAAAUCAGACAA
Suricata suricatta (meerkat) is the source of this 978-nucleotide messenger RNA. Its product is annotated as glutathione S-transferase-like. The coding region runs from base 1 to 840 and encodes 279 amino acids. Gene Ontology annotation, molecular function: glutathione transferase activity. Gene Ontology annotation, biological process: glutathione metabolic process; xenobiotic metabolic process. The record is from RefSeq and is a predicted model, not a curated record. The transcript has 7 exons. NCBI's taxonomy places the organism in Eukaryota, Metazoa, Chordata, Mammalia, Carnivora, Herpestidae.